GCUCCUUUUGCCCCGGACCGAUGCCACAUUGCCCCACAGAAGCCCCGGGGAACGAGACGAAAGGAGUUUUGAGUUCCGGGCUCGACGGGACUGCCGAUGUCCUCGGCUGCCUGGAUAUAUAGAUGGCCAUUGUGGAGCACUCUGCUGGAUGACAUGUGCGCUCAUCCAAGCCUCAGCUCCAGCCGAGAACCAGAGACACCGGCGACACGAUGCUCGCGGAAACUGUCCUUGCCGGCCUGUUGCUGGCUUCUGGCGCGGCGGCCGCCGCGACACCCGGAGUGGUCAUCCAGAAGUGCAGCAACCCGGGGAUGCUGGCGCUCGCGUACGACGACGGCCCGUACCAGUACACGUCGCAGCUGGUGGACAUCCUCGACCAGGCCGGCGCCAAGGGCACCUUCUUCUGGACCGGCACGCUCUACGGGUGCAUCUACAACCAAGCCGCGGCCGUCAAGAAGGCGUAUGCCUCGGGCCACCAGAUCGCGUCGCACACAUGGACGCACCCCUACCUGGGCCAGCUGAGCGAGUCGCAGAUCCGCACCGAGAUGACCAAGGUCGAGGACGCGCUCGUCAACCUGAUCGGCAAGAAGCCGGCGUACAUGCGGCCGCCGUACCUCGACACGAGCGGCGCGGUGCUGCCGACGCUGAAGGCGAUGGGCUACAAGGUCAUCACCGACGACAUCGACACGGGCGACUGGAACCAUAACACGCCGGCCCAGAGCGAGGCCCUGUUCACCCAGGCGGGGCCCGGCGGCAACGGCCACAUCCCGCUCAUGCACGAGGUCUACAACACGACCGUCCACGAGCUCACGCCCUGGCUGAUCAACUGGGCCAAGCAGAACAACCUAAAGCUGGUCACUGUUGCCGAGUGCCUCGGCGACGCUGGUGGCAUGUACCAACCGGGAAACUUCACGCCCAAUGGCCAGACCACUUGCUCGUGAAGCACGGGUGCAUCACAGUUCAUGUGGCUCGGCGAAACCACUUCUGCUUGCCAGGGACGCGUAUAGAGCGUUCUGGCUUCGCUGUACAUAUGUCUCCUGCACAUUGCAUAUCUGUACAUUCAU
Molecule: messenger RNA, 1061 nt
Organism: Thermothielavioides terrestris NRRL 8126
Lineage: Eukaryota; Fungi; Ascomycota; Sordariomycetes; Sordariales; Chaetomiaceae
Product: carbohydrate esterase family 4 protein
Exons: 3
Coding region: 210-938 (242 amino acids)
Biological process (GO): carbohydrate metabolic process
Molecular function (GO): hydrolase activity, acting on carbon-nitrogen (but not peptide) bonds
Source: RefSeq, a predicted model, not a curated record